AUGGGUCGAUCAGCGAAAGCAUACAAGCGGCCAACGAAAGCAGAGAAACUCGGUCUCGCCGCCAAAAAGCAAAAAUCCUCUUCAUCUGCUCAACCGCCUUUGCCGAGCUCGGCAGCAGCUCAGAUCUCGCUGACCAAGUCCAAAGUGCCAUCAACCUCGAGAGAACUGUCUGAGGAACAACGGGCGAAGCUGCAAAGAGUUCUAUCUGGCGAGACUGAGCCUCGUAAUGCUUCGUCUGCCGGUAUGCAGCUCGAUGGUGUCACACCCGACCAGAUUGCCGGACCUGCAAAGACGAAGCGCAAUCUCAAGUCGAGAGCGAAGAAGGCUACGAUGCUAGGAGAUAGUGCGCCCGGGUCUGACCGAGACUAUCUCGCUAUGUUUGAAAAAGGGCCAGCGAAGCGGAAGCGUAUCGUCUCGCCGUUUCGACGCUACUUCUGCUUCAGCUCGCAGACCUUGAGCUUGGCCGUUGCGUCGCACUAUGGCAGCUUGUAUGGGCGCGCCCUACACGAGCACUGUCCAGCCUCGAGAGUUUCAGUGGGACGCGCACAGGAGCAUCAUGUCAGUCGUUCAAAGGGUUCCGACGCCUCACAAUCAGAAUGCGCUCAGCAGCGAUUCGCAAUUUUCAAUCGAAGGGUCGAGACUUGCUUCAGAACCCCUAGAGCAGAUCAAAAGGCAACCUGCGAAGCUCUAAGGCUCAAACAAACCUCGUGGGCAGAAGGCAUUUUGACAACACAUGACCGCGCCGACCUCGUCGUUGCCUUGUCUGAUUCGCAACCGCCUGCUUUCAAAGUCGCACUGACCGGUCCCUUUCCUGACUGUAGCAGAGCGGCUCGUCUCCGCAAGCGGGUAGCGGCAUCGCAUUGCGCCUGUUCAGUGCCAUUCGAGCGGACACGAGUCUUGCUUGUGCAACCUUCCGCGUACCCUUAUGAGCUUCAAGUCGCAGUCUACACGCGCUUCGCAUCUCACAAAGAGCGCUCAGGCUCGCUUACCUCACCCGAUGAUGCGCGAAAGAUGCAGUCGUGUACUAAUGUGAUUUGA
Molecule: messenger RNA, 1038 nt
Organism: Mixia osmundae IAM 14324
Lineage: Eukaryota; Fungi; Basidiomycota; Mixiomycetes; Mixiales; Mixiaceae
Exons: 5
Coding region: 1-1038 (345 amino acids)
Source: RefSeq, a predicted model, not a curated record